Prorocentrum cordatum is the source of this 179-nucleotide messenger RNA. The record is from the annotation of a GenBank genome assembly. Lineage: Eukaryota; Dinophyceae; Prorocentrales; Prorocentraceae.
CCUCUCCGCUCGAACAGGCGAGGUCGCAAAGGAGCGGGCGCCGCGGCUCAUCGGCCGGCGCCCGGCCCGCGGAGCGGCGGGAAAUUCGGCAGGCGCGCCAGCAGGUGGGAGGAGGGAGGGCGAGGACGACGACGAGAAGAAGGGGAGGGGGGAGGCCGAGGGAAGAGGGGGGGUGCAUC